CAGACUACACCUUAUAUGUGCACGCUGCUCUUGUUAAUAAAGUUACACUUAGCAAACAAAAAAAAGCACCUCUCACUAUGGCUGCGUCUGCAGAACACGAGAGGGGAGACCAGGUGGUGUCACUUUGGGGUAAGGUGUGUUUGGUGACAGGGGCCAGUUCUGGGAUCGGCGCAGGCACUGCUUUGCUGUUUGCCAGACUGGGAGCACAGCUGGCACUUAAUGGGAGAAAUGAAGAAAAUCUGCAGGAGACUGCUCGUGGGUGUGAGGAGCUCAGUGACCAUAAGGUGCUGCUGGUGCCAGGAGACCUAACCGAUGAAUCUUUGGUCCAGCAAUUAGUUGAGCAGACUGUGUCCCAUUUUGGAAAGCUUGAUGUAUUGGUGAAUAGUGGGGGCAUACUGAGUAAUGGCAGCGUGGAGACCACCACUCUACAGGACUUUGACAAAGUCAUGAAUGUCAAUGUCAGGGCCAUGUUUUAUCUCACUCACUUAGCAGUACCGCAUCUCAUAAAGACCAAAGGAAAUAUCGUCAAUGUAUCCAGUAUAAAUGGCCAGAGAUCGUUUCCUGGAGUUCUGGCUUAUUGCAUGUCUAAAUCUGCUGUAGACCAGAUGACCAGAUGCGCAGCCCUCGAGCUGGCGCCUAAACAAGUUCGGGUCAAUGCCGUCUGUCCUGGGGUGAUUAUAACUGAUAUCCAUCGGCGAGCUGGACUAAAUGAGGAACAGUACGCUCAGUUUCUACAGCGUACCCAGCAGACACAUGCCUUGGGACGGCCUGGCACAGUCAAUGAAGUUGCUCAAAUGAUCGCCUUUCUGGCUUCCGACGCAGCCUCCUUUAUUACUGGAGUAACCAUUCCUGUGGAUGGAGGGCGUCAUGCCAUGUGCCCACGCUAAGGUUGAACAAGGGGGAACAAACUCUUAACUGGAAGUUCUUUACAACAAAAACAUGAAUACCAAGCUUGCGCCUGUAACAGUAUCUGCAUAACAAACCAGAAAAUACCAUUAACAUUUUGUAAAAAUUAAACAUUACAACCUCACACUGAUUCAGUCAUCUAAUUCCUGUCUAUUAUAAACAUCAGUUAUCUACAAUACAUUUUAUAUACAAAAUAUAAGCUUGUUAGGAGUAUAAUAAAAUGAUUAUAAUAUAUUAUGGUAAGUUAUGAGAACAUUGUGCUAAACAUAGACAGUUUUGUAACUAGAAAAAAAGGCUGUGGCAUCUGAUCUUUAUUAACAUACUUUUACAAAUAUAUUUUUUUAAACACAAGGCAGCCAGAGAGGGAAGUAACAUUACCCUAGCCACUGCCUUAAGGGAAAUAAAAUAUUCUUUUGCAACACAUAUGCUUUAAUAUUUAUUUUUUUUACUAACCCUGGUUAACCGCAGAUAGGCUAAACACAAAAGCCUCUGAUGAAGCGCAUGUGCAAAACGCAUAAGAACGUUGGGAAUGCACCUGUAAUCUGCAUCUCUACCACAGAAUAAACUGUUGAUUUGCAAGAGGA
Molecule: messenger RNA, 1490 nt
Organism: Bombina bombina (fire-bellied toad)
Lineage: Eukaryota; Metazoa; Chordata; Amphibia; Anura; Bombinatoridae
Product: 3-oxoacyl-[acyl-carrier-protein] reductase FabG-like
Exons: 8
Coding region: 78-887 (269 amino acids)
Molecular function (GO): oxidoreductase activity
Source: RefSeq, a predicted model, not a curated record